Molecule: messenger RNA, 2644 nt
Organism: Ostrinia furnacalis (Asian corn borer)
Lineage: Eukaryota; Metazoa; Arthropoda; Insecta; Lepidoptera; Crambidae
Product: facilitated trehalose transporter Tret1
Exons: 3
Coding region: 1-1476 (491 amino acids)
Biological process (GO): transmembrane transport; carbohydrate transport
Cellular component (GO): membrane
Molecular function (GO): sugar transmembrane transporter activity
Source: RefSeq, a predicted model, not a curated record
AUGAAGAUUUUAAUGAGAGCGGAUACUCAUUAUAGUAUAGGAGUGAGAAGCACCGAAUUUGAAAAGCCCAAAUAUACUUUUUCACAGGUAUUGGCGGCUGUAGCAGUAUCGAUGGGCUCCAUGAUAAUAGGAUUUUCAGCAGCUUACACUUCCCCUGCUCUGGUAACAAUGGAAAACAGUACGACUAUUUCCAUCACUAAAGAACAGGCUAGCUGGGUGGGCAGUUUGAUGCCACUAGCUGCACUUGCAGGCGGUGUUGUGGGAGGACCUCUCGUGGACUAUAUUGGAAGGCGAAGAACGAUUAUAUGCACCGCGCCCCCUUUCUUUGUUGGAUGGAUCCUUAUAGCAACGGCGAAGACUGUACACCUAGUGCUAACAGGCCGUGUUAUAUGCGGACUGUGUGUCGGAAUCGGAUCACUGGCAUUCCCCGUUUAUCUCGGAGAAGCGAUCCAACCAGAAGUCAGAGGCACCUUAGGGCUAUUCCCAACUGCCAUAGGAAAUAUUGGCAUAUUAAUCUGUUAUCUCGCAGGAAUGUUCCUCGAUUGGUCAGAGCUAGCUUAUUUAGGAGCCUCUUUGCCCAUACCUUUCUUUAUUCUAAUGCUAAUGAUUCCUGAAACUCCCCAAUGGUAUUUAUCUCGCGGCCGUAAUGAUGAAGCGCGAAAAGCCCUACAGUGGCUCCGUGGAAAAAAUGCGAAAAUAGACAAUGAAUUGCGUGAUAUCGCCCUUUCAAACGCUGAAGUAGAAACUAAUGACUCAAAUAUAAGAGAGCUAUUUAGCCGUAAGUACACAAGGUCUAUAUUAAUUUCUUUGGGCCUGAUGACGUUUCAGCAAUUAUCAGGUAUUAAUGCAGUUAUAUUUUACACUGUAUCAAUAUUCAAAAUGUCUGGUAGUUCAGUAGACGGAAAUUUAUCGACUAUCAUAGUAGGGACUGUUAAUUUUAUAUCCACAUUCAUCGCGACAGCACUCAUUGAUAGGGCCGGUCGUAAAGUUCUCCUAUACAUUUCAUCCGUCACAAUGACCAUAACAUUAAUUGUGUUGGGUACGUUCUUUUAUGUACAAAUCGAUUUAAAAAUGGAUGUGUCUUCGUUAGGCUGGUUACCAUUGACGUGCCUUAUGAUUUAUUUAUUAGGGUUUUCGUUAGCUUUUGGCCCUAUUCCCUGGUUAAUGAUGGGAGAAAUAUUGCCAGCAAAAAUAAGGGGAGCCGCCGCUUCUAUAUGCACAGCAUUUAACUGGUUAUGUACAUUUACGGUUACAAAAACAUUUCUAAAUAUAAUAGAUGGUAUUGGGCCAGCAGGAACGUUUUGGCUAUUUGGAUGUAUUACUUUCGUGGGUUUGUUUUUCGUGGUAGUAUUUGUACCCGAAACUAGAGGCAAGAGUUUGGAACAAAUUGAGAAUAAAUUAACAGGCAGAUCUACCGCUAGAACUCGUAGGAUGAGCUCAAUAGCAAAUAUAAAACCACUGCCAAAUGGUUGCUGAUUUAUGUUAUUACAAAUUAUUUUAUAGUAAUGCUGUAAUUUUUCUAACUGAUUAAUUAUCCAAGUAUCACCGCUUAACUAAAAUUGCUAAUGCAAGAAACACGAUAUUUUGAUCACAGCCAGCUCUUUUUAUUAGAGUUAAAGAUAUUUAUUGAGAUAGGGUUUUGGAAAAUAAUAUUCCUACACUAAUGUCGUAUUUUAAGAAAUGUAUAAAAAUAGAUAGAUCUAUAUGAAAUGUUAUAGAUAAACUUAAAGCCAUACUUAUUACUUGAAUAUUUUAAUUGACUAAUCAAAAUAAGAAUUAAUCUUAAUUUAUUACACUUAAGUGAAAGAAUUAAUUAUUAUUUGUAAGUAAAUUAACAUAAGAUAGGAAAGUGUAAUUAAAACAUAACUUAUUUGUUAGUUAUUUUGAAUAAUAGAAUAUUAUUUGUUAUUUUUUUAUAAAAUGUAAGGUAGACAGUGCACUGUCUUAUAGUCCUUAUACUAGUGAAAAAAAAAUCUAUAGACAAAAGAAUUAGUUGUUAGACUGAAUAUUUUUUUAAAUGUUGUCUAUAGACUAUAAUAAUAUAACUAUUUUAAUAAUUUUGUACUUAGAAGGGUGUCCAAAUUGUUAUGAGUAUUUAAUGUUUGUCACUUUAAUUAAUUUAUUGUUAAUUAUAGUUGUCAAUUUGGUCAAUAUUGACCAAAAAAAUAAUCAAUUAAUGAUAUUACAAUUGCAUUUUAAAUCUGUGGUCUGGUACCCAUAGUUACAAGCUUUGCUUAGAUUGGGACUGGAUGGCGCAGUAUAGAAUGUUAAGGAAUAUUUUUAUUUUAUUAUAUUAAACCUUGAAGUGAAUUUGUUAUCUAGAAAAUAACAAACCUCUUUUUUUGGAAAUCAAAUACUUUAUUGAAAAGUGAAAACUUAGCAUUUCAAGAUUUAGAUGGAGUAAUGAGGAUACAUACCUGCAAAAUUGCCUACAGAAAAAUGUUGUUAACAUUUUACUCAAUUUUACCGUGGAAUCUUAAACUUAUAUUUAGUAGCAUAUGUGACAAAAAAAUCAAUUUGAGCUUGUUAAGUGUUGAUUGUCAUACUAUUAUUAUGUCCAUUCUGCCCACCCUACAGAAAUCUCAAUUUAAAGUUAAGAUCUAUGUCUUAGUUAUUAAAUGUAAAAUAAAAAAGAUAAUAAUAA